Messenger RNA from Prorocentrum cordatum, 3349 nucleotides. Lineage: Eukaryota; Dinophyceae; Prorocentrales; Prorocentraceae. The record is from the annotation of a GenBank genome assembly.
GGCCGCCACGGCCAGCGGGCCGCCUCCCGCCAUGGACGCCGUCAUGCAGGCGCUCACCUCGCUGCGCCUGGAGCGGUACGCCCGGGCCUUCGAGGAGCUGGGCUGGGACGACCUGGAGUACAUGCAGACGCUGGACGACGAGGAGAUGCGUGGCCUCGUCAACGACGUGGGCAUGAAGCCGGGACAUGCUAGCAAGUUCGACAAGUUCCUCAGGUGCAUCGGCGGCCGCGGGGGCUCCUCGUCGGCGCUCUACGGGAGCGAGCAGUCGGCAGACUCGUCCUCGAAGUACGUCGGCGGCGCGGUCGCCCAGCGCUCGCACCCGGCGAUCUGUGGCGUGACACCGCUGCCGCAGGACCCGCCGGCUGUCCAGAAUGACGGGUUCCGACAGUAUGGGCACAGCGGCCCGCCGCUUGAUGCGGCGCAGGGGGGCUUCGGCCUCGAGCUCACCGGCGGGGGGCAGCUGCCGGCGGGCCACGGCCCUCUUUUUGGCGGUGCUGCGGCAAGCAGCGGCGCCACCAAGAUGGGAAACGAGAUGGUCGUUCUCGAGCAGGGCACCUUCCCGCCCGCCGCCCUCUUCGCGAAUGACGUCGAGGGGUCAGACGUGGACGCCGGGGGUCCAGACCUCAUGAGUGAGCCCAUGAAGAUCCCAUUCGGCUUGGACCAGGUGAUGAAGGACAGCAUGCUGGAUCAGCAACCCGCGGCGGGCUCGGGCGCCGACAACCACGCGCUCAUGAUAUGCAACAUCCCAUGCAGCGUCACACACGCGCAGUUGAAGGUGGCCGUUGACGUCAUGGGUUUUGCCGGCCAGUACGACUACGUUUAUCUACCAGAGAAGAGGCGCUUCCGCAAGGUAGAGUCCGCAGGCCGCACGUCGAACCCCGGCUACGGCUUCAUCAGCUUCUCGGACUCUCGCAACGCAAAGGAGUUCGUGAAGCGCUUCACUGGCUACAUAUUCCCGGGCACCUCGUCCCUGAAGGUCUGCGAGGUGCGGCGGGCAAAGCAGAACAUCACGCCCACCAUGCUGGACCCAGGUGUCGGGAGCCAGACGCCCCCGUGGUUGGGCCAGCCCUCGGCGUCGGGCCGUGCGGGCGACGAAGGCACCAGUCGAUGGGGCCCUCCGCUGGCCACCCACCUGGCCGGGUUCUCGGCCCCCCUGGGCCACGCGUCGCAGGCGCCGCCUUUUGGUGGGCUGGUUGGCCCUCCAAGCCAGUGGGCUGAGCCAAGAUGGACCGCGGGAACGGAGGCCGACCUCACCGCGGCUGGCGCGGUCAUUCCGGGCAGGAAAGGUGAGGGAAGCGAGUUCGGCGAUUGGUGGCGGUGCGCUCUGAAUUCCAAGGACUUCAAUGAUGCCGACCGGCAGACGGAGCUAGAGACGUCAGCACGCCUUUCCUCCUCGGGGACGCAUGAGGGGCAGGACACAGACAUGGUGCCGCCGUACAGCGUCCAGUCGAGACCCAUAACGACUCUAAUGAUCUGCAACGUCCCCUGCAGUAUCUCGCAGCAGCAGCUCUCAGAGGCCGUCGACUCGAUGGGAUACGCAGGCAAGUACGACUUCCUCUACCUGCCGGUGAAGGGCCGGCCGUCCAAGUCUGGGCAGUCGGUGCGGCGCUCCAACCUGGGCUACGGCUUCAUCGACUUCCCCUGCCCUCUGGAGGCGCAGAGGUUCAUCAAGAGCUUCACGGGCUACCAGUUCGCCGGCACCACCUCGGUCAAGCGCUGCGAGGUGCGGGCCGCCCACAUGCAGGGGUCGGCGAGCCACCAGGCCGCGGCCCGCACGCCGAGCUCGGCGUCCCUCCCGAUGCCCGGUGCCUGCGGGGGCGCCGACUCCGCGGCCGCGGCAGCGCCCGCCUAGCCGGGGGGGCGUGGGGAGGAGGACGAAGACGCCACUGCCGCCGCACAGGUGGCGAGACGCUGGGCAGCUCAGGCCUUCGGCUCGGGCGCCGGAGCCGCUCCCAUGCCCGGCAGGGUCCCGGGCAGCUCGGGGGCACUAUGGGGGGCCCCUGCAGAACGACAAGGUGUGAGCAGAAUGGCCCCAUCCGAUUGGUGUGAGUACAAUGGGGGCGCGCAUCAAGAAACCGUCUGAGUUUCGUCAGGGUACCCUGGGUUGCUUCGUUCCGCGCGCUGCGCGAUGACUUCCUGCGGCCGUCAAAGGAGCUGAUUCGUUCAGGAUGCUCGGGUUUUUCCCUCAGGUGCACCUCGCGCGCGGGUUUCCAGGGUUGGGUUUCUUGCGAGGGUUUCUUGCGACCGCGCCCGCACUGUAGAAGUGGUGCUUCAGAAUGCACCGAUCGCGACAGGUACUGUUUUCGUCGCCACCGAGAUAGGCGACCUUCUGAUAAGACAAGGCUGCUCAGAAGCCGUCCAGCCUACAACACCCCUGUCCUUUUCGGGAAGUACGCUGCAGGUUAGGUUGCUCCCAUGUCUUUGUGCACGUUAGCAACUGAUGCUUCUUGCACGGCUGUGCGCAGAACCCCCGAGAAUAGUAUGUGUGGGUGCGCGUCGAUGUUUCUGCAGACAGUGCUCGAACAAAGGGGUUUUAUCUUGGUUUGGAGUUGAUCGGAUAGAUAACUUCCAAGUUCCGCUAUUGCCUUGGUGUUUUGUGGGUGGUCCUGUACGAGUGGGAGCCUCUGAGUUGCGGCUUACUGUUGUUGCAUAGGUGCCCUAAGGUUUGUACACUCUGGUUGGUAUGCUGUGUUCCCUUAGUUGUUUGUGGCUUCUCUGUCUUGCCUUGUUGCUUCAUAGGCCUCCGUUUACUGUGCAGGCAGGGGGGAAUGCAGCAGGGAAAGAGAUGGUGACAGUAAUGCCUGAUUGUAUGUAACUGUGAGCCCCUCGCCCUAACCAGAGCAAGAAAAUCGCCCCCUCGGCGACGAUCGCGAUGGCUUCCAAACCCACAGCUUUCUUUCAUUUGAGCACCGCGGUCCUUCUUCCACAGAGCUUCAAGAUGUAACGAGAUGACUCCCAGAGACCUGCAACCAAGUACAGCGCAGGUGGCCCCAACAUACCCUCAGCAUGGCCUCACACACAAGGCACAAGGUUCCUCCUGCGACCUUCGGGGGCUCGCAAGCAUUGGAAUGCUCAUACGUUCUGACUUGGGGCGGGGUCAGUGCGGCGCUGGCCGAGAGUGGGCCACAUCAUGUUCUGCAGAUUUCGACGUCCGCUUCGUAGGUUCAGCCUCCUCAGGGAGCUUCGAGUGGGCAGUUGAGAAGUUUCGCUUGAUAGUAACAAUAUUUUGAGCCAGUGUUCGCCUUCGGAGCGGGCGCCCAUAGACCAGAUUUGACGAUUGCUCUCCCAAGUUGGUGGCUUGCGCAUGGGCCCCUUCUGUGAUCAGUCGUGUGAGCGCGCGGAGGAGGGG